AUGCUGAAGUCAAAAACGCCCACAAAACUGACAUACAAUUUUUCGAUGUUUGAAACAUUGACAACCGUCGCAAUUCAAUACCCAUGUGGCACAUAUGGCACAAUUGUAUUGCCGAAAUUUUGUGUCAGUUUGGGGUUAUCAAAAUGUUUGUGUGAUGUUAAGCUUGGUGAAGCAAAAUUGAUGCAUUUAAAAUUGAAAGAAAGCAAACCAAAAAUGACUGUUGAUGUUGACCAAAUCAGUACUUUUAUUUCUGAAGAUUCAUCGACUGAACAUAUCACGUUCAGAUUUGAUGGAAAGGAGACUGAAGGGUUUAAAAUUAGUCCAAUACUGAAAAUUUUUGAGGUCAAACUGUUUCGAUAUACACAAGGACAAUGUUUUUCUUCUGUUCGUAUACAAACUGAAAAGAGUUUUGUUACAAAAGUGGGAAAUUUGCAAAAAGAAAAUGGUGUGAUUACUUUUAAAGACACAGAAAUUAAGUGA
Molecule: messenger RNA, 480 nt
Organism: Entamoeba invadens IP1
Lineage: Eukaryota; Evosea; Mastigamoebida; Endamoebidae
Exons: 1
Coding region: 1-480 (159 amino acids)
Source: RefSeq, a predicted model, not a curated record